CCGAAGCUUGUUCUUCGACCCUAAGGAGCUUCAAAACCGCAAAUCCCGCCAUUAAUCAACGGGCUUUUAAUCUCAAGCUUCUUCUUCGCCACUCAGGAGCUCAAAGCCUCCAAUUCCCACCAUUAGUUCAGAGCUUUUAAUCUCAAGCUUGAGCUUCAAAACCCCAAAUUCCUCCAUUAAUCGACGGAGCUGUUAAUCUCCAUUUUUUUUUGCUGCUGCUGAACCAUGAAUUUUCUUGAAUUGAGAUUGAGAGUUCCACAAGGCUCUCAUGGGCUCUCGGCUGAUCCAAGGCCUGAUUGGAAGGUCGAUGAUCUAAUCGCCGAGCUCGAUGCCGUAGAAACCAAGUUGCGUAGAGUGGUUCUGUUGAAGAGUUCGACCCCAUUGGAACGGCCAACUGCGACAUGCAAUUUGAAGAAUACUACGGGUUUUGUUAUGUGCUUAUCUGAUGAUGAAUAUGGGGAGAAUGGAGAGAGUUUGAGUAAAAAACCCAUGGGUGGUAUAUGUUUCUCGUGCAAUGGACUUGAUUUCGACAGUAGUUCAGGUGAAACUGAAGAUGAGUCUGAUUUGGGAACAGAUGAUACAUGUCUGAUGCGCAAAUCAGGAGUGGCGGAAGGUCUUUUAUUUGAAUUAGAGCGUGAACGGCAGCUAAGAGUCCAGGAAGAAAUCCGAGAAAAAGUACGUGCUUUGCAGGCAGAGUGGAGGAAAGAGAUUGAGAGGUCAUCUUCAGACCUGUUACUUGUAGAGAAGGAUAUUGAAGCAAAGCGGGAGACGGAGAAGAAACUUGACAAGCAUUAUCUACGCAAAAUUGCAGAAGCUCGUGACCUCUACUUAUCUGCUGUUCAAAGGGAUCAUGAGCAGCGAUCACAAAUAGAGGAGCGGCGAAUUAGGGAGGAGGCAGCGAUUGGGGAGGCCAAAAGAAAAGAGAAACUCCGUGAAGAGGAGCGCCUAGAAAAAGCUAAAGCUGAAGCUCAGGCUAGACUUGAGUCUGCAAGAGCCUUUGAAGCUGCACAGAAAGCAGCUGUAGAAGUUGCACGAAAGGUUGCUGCAGAAGUUGCAGAAAGGCAAGCUGCUGAAAUCAUGAGAAAGUCUGAGGAAGCUGCACUGGAAAAAGUAAAUGUUGUUGAGACCUCUGAGAAACUGACAAGAGUUGAUAAUUCUCUUAAAUUGCAAUCAACAGGGAUCAUUACUAAAGUUUCUGAAACUGCUGCUAAACUCGAGGCAGAUAGAAUUGGCAAAUCUGAGGAUUUAGAGCAACAGAACCGUUCUUUGAAAACAAGCUCCAACAAUGAAUUCAAAAGCUUUGAACAAAAAAUUUACUUACGCGUACGCCAAAUAACCGGUAGCCAGUUGAAUAUAAGCUCUAAGUUACAUGACUUGGUCGAAAUUAUUCAAGAUCCUGCAUGCCCCCAGUCUAUUUCAAUAUCAGCAUUUGCCAAAAUGGUUGUCGCUCAGUGCGAUUCCCCGACACUGAAUAUGAACCAUGAUGCUUUUGGACUGGGUUACUUGAUUGUCCUCGUUACAUCACAGGUCCCAGUUUCUAUGGAUCUGGUACUUGCGGAGUUUCAUAAGGCUUGCAUUUACACUAUCCCCAAGCAUAUCCAGUUCUCAAAGUUUGCUUUCAAUUCCGAAGAAGAAUACUACAAAAUGAUUGGCUAUCGAGACGAAGAUGGGCAUAUUGAAAGCACAGAGAGUUACUUGGAUCGCACAGUGGCGUACAUCAGACUUUAUGCCGCACUAGUUCAGACGGAUGUCAUGAAUUAUAGAAACCUUCAUGGCCUGAAGGAAGGUUGGGCAUGGCUUGCGAGGUUUCUCAACCACCUCCCACCUAACAAACACACUGCUGUAGUGCUGGAUGCAUUCCUAAAGGUUGCUGGUUUUGCUUUGUACAGGAGAUACAAAAGGCAAUUCAUAAAAGUUUUGAACGUCAUAUCUCGUAAGUUUUUGCCCUCCCUAAAGGCACAGAAAGGCCAAAACUUGGAAAAGGCGAUAUUCAAUCUUGAGGAAUACAUUGAAUCAAAGAAGUACCUGGAAGAGCCAGAAGGGUGGAGAUUAGUUCAGACCACUGAAUCAAAGAUCUUGCUUGAUUGAACUACAAAUUUGUAUAGUUCUUUUAGGGCUCUUAAGGUUUAUGAGCAAAUUCAAUGCCCUCUUGCGGUUUUCAGAGCAACGGCAUCGAGAGAUUUGCAUCAUAUUAGGGUUUAGAAAUGCGGUAAUAGGCAAAUUUGUUGGACCUGAAUGGGUCUCCUGCCUCCUCAUAAAUGUAUAAUCUGCAUAACUUUACCAUGCAUAUGAAUGAUACAAUAUUGUUGAUGUGGUUCAAUUGUUUCUUUAUGUAUAAAGUUAUUUUGGUCAUUGUUCUAAAUACGAGAAAGGCUCAAUUGGUGGGAA
This is a messenger RNA of Amborella trichopoda, 2388 nucleotides long. It is a transcript of the gene GLE1, whose product is annotated as nucleoporin GLE1-like protein. Lineage: Eukaryota; Viridiplantae; Streptophyta; Magnoliopsida; Amborellales; Amborellaceae. Gene Ontology annotation, biological process: poly(A)+ mRNA export from nucleus. Gene Ontology annotation, molecular function: inositol hexakisphosphate binding; translation initiation factor binding; phospholipid binding. The record is from RefSeq and is a predicted model, not a curated record. Gene Ontology annotation, cellular component: nuclear pore; cytoplasm; nuclear pore cytoplasmic filaments.